This is a messenger RNA of Cooperia oncophora, 483 nucleotides long. Lineage: Eukaryota; Metazoa; Nematoda; Chromadorea; Rhabditida; Trichostrongylidae. The record is from the annotation of a GenBank genome assembly.
CUGAACUCUCUUCGGGGAUGGUUCACGAGAUUGCCAAAGGCCUUUUGCACGGAUUCCGGAUUGGUGGCUGCUGAAGGUGAGAAGUGCUGGAAUGGUACCGAGUCCGCAUCUUAUACAAAGCUCCUGGCCAAGGAUGGAUUGGCAAGUCAAGGAAAGAAUCCUGAAUAUCAGGCUGAACGCUUCUUGCCAUACAGAGGUCUUUUCAUUGACGAACGACUUCGCCUGGGAAUGCUCGCGUUUCGCCUACAGAAUGCCCUCCACGGUACCAAUUACACAAACUACCAGAUCGAAGGCAGUGGAAACAAUGAUGAUGAAGAUUAUGCCGAAGGCUCAGGAUCAUUAUCGAUCGUCUCACUACAAUCCACAAAAUCCGACGAUAAAACGCCUGACGUUCUGCCGCACACUUCAUUCGGCACACGACAACUCGUCCCAUUAGCACCUUUGAUAGCAUUAUUACUGUACUUGACACGAAGAUUCUCCUAA